AUGGCCGGUCUCUCGCUGCUCCAUCUCCAUCCCGAGAUCUUGGUGGCCAUAUGCCAAAAUCUCUGCACGCACUGCGUUCGCAAAGGUUCAGAGCCACCCGCGUUCAACCAAGGACCCUCGUCCCUCAAAGAUGCAAAUGAAAGCCUCGCCGCUCUCUCAUUCCUCUCGCGCACCUGUCGAACAUUCCGGCACAUCGUGCUGCCCAUCCUCUACCACAUGCCCUGGGCCACUACCCGCGACAGUGCCGGCAUUCCUCGCGGGCUUGUCGAGAGACCAGAUCUCGCGGAUCAAGUGCAAGAACUCGUCUUUGGACCUGAUCUAUGGGCCGUUAGCUACUUCACCGAAACUUCCCCCUGGGAGAGGCGAAUUUUCGAGGCUGAGAUGGCAAACGUGGCCAUCUUCAAUAGUCGCGGCGAUCCAGUGUCACCAAGAUGUCUAUGGGAAGCCGACCGUUUGCCCUUGCGAUUGGACGGGGGUGAUAGGCACGAGUACCUCGCGCAAGAGUUUCUGGCAUUGCUCAUUAUGUCAAAGACGUUCAAUGUGAGGCAGUUGACGAUGGAAGGGGGCUACCUAAGUCAAAGGCCUUUCUUUCACGGCAACAUAUUUCCCUUUCUUACUACAAUCAGGGUCCUGAAUUGGGAGGCGAGAGGGGUCCAACUUGAUGGCAUGAGUGGUAUCUUGUCGGCCGCUCCAAGAUUGGAGACAUUGCAUUGUCGUUUAUUGAACAGUGCCGCAUUGGUGGGUAGAGGACAGAGCCCUCAACAGAACCCUUUCCGCCACGAGAAUGUCACUACGGUUGUGUUUGAGUGGAGUGCACUGAGCGACUUGGAAGCCACAAUGAGGCAUUUUCCAAAUCUGAAGACAUUUCGCUAUCAGUCUGGCGGUUCUACAGUGAAUGAGAUGGGCGAGGCAACCCCCGCUGACGUCUCGGCCGCACUGCUCGUCCGGAGGGACACACUGCAGACCGUCUCAAUCGACCUUCGGGAGGCAUUCUAUGGGGAUGACCUCGAGGAGGAUCAAGUCAUGCGCGGGUUAUCAGACAUGGCGGUCUUGGAGAACCUGGAGCUCUGCGGGACAUGUGUCUAUGUCGAGACUGACGACGACACCACGACGGAUGGAACGCUCUUGACGAGCCUCUUGCCAAGCUCGCUGCAGGUGUUUGGACUCGAUAAGCCGCACGAGCACAUUUACCAGGAUAUCCUGGGACUCGCUUCCAGAGCUGACGAACUCUUCCCUAACUUACGAAAGGUCAUGAUUCGAGGUGUUGAGGAUGGGCAAGCCGAGGUGUUUCGCAAAGCAUUUGAGUCCAAUGGCAUCAUGUUUAUCCAUAAUGGGAUUUUGCCCGAGUUUUAUCGCUGGAAAUGA
This is a messenger RNA of Clonostachys solani, 1365 nucleotides long. The record is from the annotation of a GenBank genome assembly. Lineage: Eukaryota; Fungi; Ascomycota; Sordariomycetes; Hypocreales; Bionectriaceae.